AUGCCUUGUCUAUAUAUCAUCCCUCUACUCUCGGACUCGCCCCCACACUUGCCCUUCCAGCUUGUCGUAUUCUCGCCCUUCCUCCUACAACUAAAGCUACUUGGUUUCAUCAUGUUGAUCUUCUCCCCACUCGCCCCACUCGCCCCACUCGCCGCGCUCGCCCCACUCGCCCCACUCGCCCCACUCGCCCCACUCGCCCCACUCGCCCCACUCGCCCCACUCGCCCCACUCGCAGCUGGUGCUUUGAGCUGCUUUGGAUUCACUGCCUCGGGUGUUGCGGCAGGUUCUGCUGCGGCCGCGGUCCAGAGCAGAGUAUAUGGAGCGUUCACCACUGGAGUCUUCUCCUGGUUCCAGUCCUGGGGUGCCACGCUCGGCGCGUAA
Messenger RNA from Dichomitus squalens LYAD-421 SS1, 381 nucleotides. RefSeq lists its product as uncharacterized. NCBI's taxonomy places the organism in Eukaryota, Fungi, Basidiomycota, Agaricomycetes, Polyporales, Polyporaceae. The record is from RefSeq and is a predicted model, not a curated record. Bases 1 to 381 code for a protein of 126 amino acids. The transcript is spliced from 3 exons.